Messenger RNA from Coregonus clupeaformis (lake whitefish), 1886 nucleotides. RefSeq names its product thyrotropin-releasing hormone-degrading ectoenzyme. Gene Ontology annotation, cellular component: cytoplasm. Gene Ontology annotation, biological process: peptide catabolic process; proteolysis. NCBI's taxonomy places the organism in Eukaryota, Metazoa, Chordata, Actinopteri, Salmoniformes, Salmonidae. The record is from RefSeq and is a predicted model, not a curated record. Gene Ontology annotation, molecular function: peptide binding; metalloaminopeptidase activity; zinc ion binding.
GCCAUGCAGAAAGAAGGGAAGGACAUUAACAUUAAGGAGGUGAUGGACUGCUGGACCCUCCAGAUGGGUUAUCCUGUAGUGACCAUCAGUAAGAACUACAGUCUGGACCGCAGCGUCACCAUCACACAGGAACACUUUGUCUACGACAGGGAUGCCAAGAUCAGAGACGCUGACCUCUUCAACAGAAGUCUACAGUGGCAGAUUCCUCUAACUUUAGCAGUGGGGAAUUCAACUUACAAAUCAUCAGAAGUCAUCCUCUGGAUCUCCAAUAAAACAGAGACACACAAAGUGGGCCGGAUAGACGAGGACAUAUGGUUGCUAGGCAACAUCAACCAGACUGGGUACUUCCGGGUGAACUACGACCUCCACAACUGGAGGCUCCUCAUCGGACAGCUGAUGACCAACCCUGAGAUUAUCUCUGUUGGCAACAGGGCGGGGCUCAUCGAUGAUGUCUUCAAUCUGGCCAGGGCUGGCUACCUACCCCAGAAUGUGCCCCUCCAGAUAAUCUGCUACCUACCCCAGGAGAGAGAGUUCCUCCCCUGGCACGCUGCCAGCCGCUCCCUCUACCAGCUGGACAAGCUGCUAGACCGCACAGAGGACUACAGCCUCUUUAGUGACUACGUGCUGAAGCAAGUGGCCUCAAAGUACCACAAGAUGGGCUGGCCCUUGGCUCUCACAGAAGGCUCCAUCAUGCAGACCUCCUACCAGACUGAAGAGCUGCAGAGAGAGGUGAUCAUGCUGGCAUGUAGUUUCGGGAACAAGCACUGUCACCGCCAAGCCGUGUCACUCAUCUCUGAUUGGAUCUCCAGCAACAAGAACAGGAUCCCUCCCAACGUGCGUGACAUAGUGUACUGUACAGGAGUGUCUCUGAUGGAUGAGGACGUGUGGGAGUUUAUCUGGAUGAAGUUCCACUCCAGCACAGCAAUCUCAGAGAAGAAGGUUCUCCUGGAGGCUCUCACCUGCAGCGACAAUGGCUUCCUGCUCAACCGGCUGCUGAAUCUAUCUCUGAGCUCAGAUUUGGUCCCAGAUCAAGAUGUCAUCGAUGUCAUUAUUCACGUGGGACGGAACCCGCAUGGAAGACACUUAGCCUGGAGGUACUUCAGGGAGAAGUGGGACAUCUUGAAUUCACGCUACGGGGAGGCCCUAUUCAUGAAUUCAAAGCUAAUCAGUGGGGUGACUGAAUUCCUAAACACAGAGACAGAGCUGAACGAGCUGAAGGAGUUCAUCCAGAUCAGUGGAGGUGGGGCGGGGCCAGCGUUGUCCCGGGCCGUGGAGAUCGUGGAGGCCAACGUGAGAUGGCACAGUCUCUACGAACGCCAGAUCUUCCAGUGGCUAAGGAAGUCUCCCAACGGUUAACACACAGCCAAGCAUGGUACCUCUCUGAAACUAUUACAGACCCAACAACAACGGGCAGAGAAAAAAAAUCAAGAGAAAAAAAAACGUUUCAACAAAGAGAAAACAUUAAUAUGUUAAUUUGAAUAGCAAAAUAAGAUAUUUCCCCAAAACUUUUCCAUCAGAGAGGGAACAGUGAAGACGGACGAUGUGAUUGGCUCAGAUGACCUUAGUCUGACCGACUGUCGAAGGUGGAUUUGACUUGGUAUAAAUAUUGCAUGGUGGCAUUCAUCUCCAGUGACAGUUCUAUUUUUGAAUGCAUGGUUUUCAUCCCUCCUCUGAUUGGUUUUCCACUAAGCUGACCCCUGUGACCUUUUCAAUGACCUUUGAACCUCAGGUCAACUCUUAGUAGCCUUUGAGGAGAAAGACAAACGCGCUACAAAAGACACAGGAAGAGGACAUGGCGGCAAUAUGAUACAACUGUGACAAGCACAAGUAUUAUUAUUUUUCAAUGAUGACAAUCAUUGUUUUGAUUAGGACAAAGACAAACAGGA